Molecule: messenger RNA, 1101 nt
Organism: Talaromyces rugulosus
Lineage: Eukaryota; Fungi; Ascomycota; Eurotiomycetes; Eurotiales; Trichocomaceae
Exons: 2
Coding region: 1-1101 (366 amino acids)
Source: RefSeq, a predicted model, not a curated record
AUGUCGACCACCUUCUCAUCCCUCCCUAUAGUAGACCUUGCCCCUCUCCAGGCUGCUCAAGGUCCGUCAGAUUCCGAGCUGAAGGACUUGAGCACCCAGCUUCACAAUGUCUUUGCCACGACGGGGUUUGCGUACCUCGUCAACACGCCCCUGACGUUCAGACACGCCGAUGUGUUUGGUCUGGCCUUGGAGUUUUUCAAUCUUCCGCAGGAAGAAAAGAUGAGCUUGGCAAAGCAGUCGUUUAGAAAAGGAAAUACCAACACAUAUCGAGGGUACUUCCCCACCCAGCCAGAGCAAGCAUCCGAUAACCUCAAAGAAGGAUUCGAAAUCGGCUCAACCACUAGUGUCGAAACGAGAUCAAAUCCAACACGGGACUCACGCUUCGAUCUAUCCGAGCCCAACGUGUGGCCAGCCAAAGACUCUUACCCUUCUCGUCAACGCCUGGAGAAUUUUUAUUCCGAGCUACAAAUUUUAUCCUCUAGACUGCUCUCCCUCCUGGCCAUGUCUCUCGGCAAACCAGCCGACUUUUUUGAUCCCUAUCUGACCGACUCCCUGAGCACGUUGCGUCUUCUUCACUACCCACCUGGCGAAACUGCUGCCACUACUACUCCAUCAUCAUCAAACGAUACUUAUUCUCGGGACAACACCACAACUCCUCCCCCAGAGCCCUCUGAUCCGGUGAAACUCAGCUGCACUCCACACACUGACAGCGGGAUCCUCACUUUGCUUCACCAGGACUCGACAGGCGGUCUUGAAGUGCAGGAUUCAUCCGGCAAAUGGGUUCCAGCACCGUAUAUCCCCGAGUCCAUUGUCGUCAACAUUGGCGAUCUCAUGGCCAAAGUGUCUGGUGGCAGGUUCGUCGCCACCAUGCAUCGCGUCCGCGCUCCUCCAGCAUCUGCCAUAUCGGUAGAUAAACAGCCAGACGCAAAAAUGAAAGAUGCAGAUGGAUCGAGGGCAAAAUUUGGACGGUUCAGUGUGCCCUUUUUCUUUGAGCCUGGCGAGAAUUGUGUUGUGCGUGCUGUUGACGAUGACACGGGCAGCGGCAUUGUGUAUGGCGAGCAUAUGCGCGCAAAGAUGAAGACGUGGGUUGAGUAUAAUUGA